AUGACAACAACGUCCUCGAGUUCACCCGCCGGAACGGAAGUGGGCACGCGAUCCGGAACCAGCAGCCGGAUAAGCCAAAAACAACGCUCACCCAGCGAUGGAGCCGAUUCCUCCAGUGGCAGUGGUAUUGCUGGUGGCCGCGAACCCUGGAUAUCAACAAACAAGAUCCUUAACAGUAGCUUGUGUGGCAGGCGGAUUAACAGCCGCAACCCGAACUUUGACUACGACGAGACGAAGCUGCUGAUAGCGCUUUGGGGUGAUCCGGUUGUACAGAAGACGCUCAUCACAACGCACAAAAAGCACCCGGUCAUCGCCGAACUGGCGCGGAAAAUGCGUGAACACGGGUACAACCGCUCGACGGAGGAAAUCAACACGCGCAUCAAGAACCUGAAGUGUUUCUACAACCGCAUCAAAAAGGAUAUGGCCGCGGGUAUCAUCAACCAGACGACGUGGCGUCACUUCGCAGAGAUGGACGAAAUCAUCAGCCGGCCGGUGUUCGGAAACGCGCACCGGUUGCAUAUGAUACAGAUGCAGAAGCAACAGGAGCAGGACCAGGUGAAAGCGAAAAGCGAGGACGAACAGGAAUCGGGCAAGGAUCAGCUGCACCAGUUUCCGGUGAAGCUGGAAUUGAUGAGCGACGAUGAGGAAGAUGAUGACGCGACGGAGAUUCGGGCGGAAGAUUUGCUUACGAUCGACACCAAGUUCCCGGAGGAUUCUCCGCUGGUUCCCGUUAGGGCAGUGACCAGACCAUCCGGUGCCCGGAAGACCAUCGCUAGCAGAAAUGGGCGGGUUGCGAACAGAAAGACCGACGCGGAUGAGGACGAUGAAGAUGACGAUGAUGAUGAUGACGAGUAUGACGAUGAUGAGGGUAGCGAUUUUGAUGUGGAAAACGAGUUUAAUGACGGUUUGGAUGAGCUGCUGCAAAAAGCACAAGCGACAAAAUCUAACACCACUGGGGGAGGAUCCGGAAUGGCAAAAUCCGCUUCCGGAUCAGCCACGUCAGCUGCAUCCAAACCACUGGGUAGUGGAUCGAGUGGUUUGGUAAUCGAAACCAUCACAUCCGGCAACGGAACCACCAUCACGGCGACCUCGACAGCAUCCACGACGGUACCAACAGCAGGAAAGAUAUCAGUCGUCCCUGCCAACCUGCUGAUGAAGCAACCCACGGUCGUAUCCAGCAGUAUGGCCAAACCGAUACAGAUCUACACGCAGCCCACGAUGAGCAUCGCUAAGGGCGCCGGUUCCGGUGUGACGGUUGUAGGCGCUUCACAGAGUGGCGUUGGAACGUCUAAUGUUGGUCCAACACCGAUGAAGCUGCUGCUGGUGAACACCGUUGCGAAGGAUGGAACAACACAGCAAAUACUGACGCCUGCACCGGAGUCCUCCACGUUGCCUAAGCUCAUACCAGCACCGGUGCAGCAUACGAAAAUUCCAAUCUCGGUAGCGGGCCAACCACCGAUCGUUACCAUUCCGGCGAUGAACGUGCCCAAGAAAGCGAGUGAACUACCCAAAUCGACUCAUCCGGCCGCACGUGGUCCGGGCGGUGGACAGGCAGCCGGUUUCCGAACGCUUCUUACCCAGCUCGUGAGUAUUCAACGCGAAAACCUAGCCCUCAACCAGGAGCGGUUGAUGCUGGAAAAAGAGCGGCUUGACUUCGAGAAGCAGUUCGGAGGAUCGCUCGUCAGCAUGGUGCGCAACAUGAGCACAUUUUUCUCCGGCAUGCUGCAGCACCAGCGGAACGAGCUGCAGAUGAAAGAAUCUACGGAACAGACGCCCAACGAGAAGGCGAUAAAGGAACAACCUGUAAAUGAUAAGGACCCUGAAACGAUCAAGCCAACCGAAGACGAAAGUCGAUCGCCGGAGGUGCGAGAAAUUUCUGCUUCACCCUCGCCAGGAGCAUCCAAUUCAAGAGUUGCAUCGCCCACGUCCACUACGAAAGCUCCAACCACGGACAAUGGCAUCGAAAAAACACCCAAAGAAAACCAAAGUGCGGCAAAGCGAUCGGAGUCAUCCCCGCCACCAGCUGCGACACCGGUCCCAUCCGCAAAACCGACAGACGAACAGCCAUCAACGUCGACAGACGUGUCCUUGCCGAAAAAGCGCCGCAUGAUGACUCGCAAUUCCACUCAAAAUUCACAGGGCACAUCACAGCGCGGCACACCAGCUACCAACGGUGCGGAUGAUCCCCUUAAGUCAGAGAUCAUUAGCGACGUCGACGAACAUUAA
Anopheles nili is the source of this 2226-nucleotide messenger RNA. RefSeq names its product serine-rich adhesin for platelets-like. Lineage: Eukaryota; Metazoa; Arthropoda; Insecta; Diptera; Culicidae. The record is from RefSeq and is a predicted model, not a curated record. The transcript has 2 exons. The coding region runs from base 1 to 2226 and encodes 741 amino acids. Gene Ontology annotation, biological process: positive regulation of DNA-templated transcription. Gene Ontology annotation, cellular component: nuclear body.